Molecule: messenger RNA, 8288 nt
Organism: Athene cunicularia (burrowing owl)
Lineage: Eukaryota; Metazoa; Chordata; Aves; Strigiformes; Strigidae
Gene: PARP8
Product: poly(ADP-ribose) polymerase family member 8
Exons: 25
Coding region: 1-2556 (851 amino acids)
Biological process (GO): endoplasmic reticulum unfolded protein response
Cellular component (GO): endoplasmic reticulum tubular network; intracellular anatomical structure; nuclear envelope
Molecular function (GO): protein serine/threonine kinase activator activity; NAD+ poly-ADP-ribosyltransferase activity; kinase binding
Source: RefSeq, a predicted model, not a curated record
AUGCUGGUCUGUAAAACCUCGGCUAUUUCAGCCAUAAAAAAGACAAGUUGUAAUAACGCAGCUCUCUGUCUUUCAGAUUUCAGGUACUCAGACUCCACCUUUACCUUCACCUAUAUUGGAGGCUCCAAAAGUGUAUCCUACUCAGUGCAUGUCUCUGAGGAUUACCCAGAUAACACUUAUGUUUCCAGUUCCGAUAAUGAUGAAGAUGUGUUAGUUACGACAGAGCCGAUUCCAGUAAUUUUCCACCAAAUCGCUACAGAAUUAAGAAAAACCAGUGAUGUCAACUACUGCUUAUCCAUAAAAUCAAAACUACAAAGGGAGAAUGGAGAAGAGUCAAGGCACAACAGCACAGUUGAAGAGGACUCUGAAGGAGAUAAUGAUUCUGAGGAAUUUUAUUAUGGCGGACAGGUUAGCUAUGAUGGAGAACUUCACAAGCACCCGCAGCUGGAAGCUGAUUUGACAGCAGUGAGAGAGAUCUAUGGACCUAAUGCAGUAUCUCUCAGGGAAUAUGGAGCCAUUGAUGAUGUAGAUAUUGAUCUGCAUAUUGAUGUUAGCUUUCUUGAUGAAGAGAUUGCUGUGGCUUGGGAUGUGAUUCGCACAGAGCCUAUAAUCGUGCGGUUGCACUGUUCACUGACACAGUACUUAAAUGGUCCAGUGCCAACUGUGGAUGUAUUUCAGAUCUCUACUAAGGAAAGAUUUGGGCUGGGACAUCAGCUGAAAAAAAUCAUGCAGACAUUUGUUACACAACAAUGGAAGAACAGCAAAGAGAAAUCUAAUUGUACGCACAAUAGGAAGGUGUCUGACAAAAAGGUGAAAUCCCCUCUGCACAUCUUUUCUACAUUGCGCAGGUCGCCAAGUUAUCCUCCACCUGGCUGUGGUAAAAAUAAAUCAAAACUUAAGUCAGAACAGGAUGGCAUCUCCAAAACUCACAAACUCCUGAGAAGGACUUGCUCUAGCACAGUGAAGGCGGAAGAUAUGUGUGCCACAAAAUCUCACAGAACCUUUGGCCGCUCGUUGUCGAGUGACCCUAGGGCUGAACAGACAAUGGCUAUUAAAUCGCACAAACUAUUGAACCGUUCUUGCUCUGCAGCCGUCAAGCAGGAGGAGUGCAUCACUCUAAAGUCCCAUAAGCUGUUAAGUAGGUCGAGUUCCGGGGAUCCUCGAUGUGAGCACAACAGCACCUUGAAGCCCCACAAACUUUUAAGCAGGUCCUACUCCAGUAAUCUUAGAAUGGAAGAACUGGAUGGAUUGAAGAAUCACAAGUUACUUAGCAAGACUUACUCCAAUGCCCCUAAAUCUUCCAAAAUGGAUCCUUUCAAGGAGUCCACCAUAGCAGAGAGCAGGAGGCUCUCUCUUACCUCAGGGCUUAUUGGUAUUUUAACACCAUCUUCAUCAUCACCUUCACAAGCUGCUCAGAACUAUGGUGCAAAAUGCAUUCCAGUACGAGACCGUGGCUUUCUUGUGCAGACUAUUGAAUUUGCUGAGCAGCGGAUACCAGUAUUGAAUGAAUACUGUGUAGUUUGUGAUGAACCCCAUGUGUUCCAGAAUGGCCCUAUGCUGAGGCCCACUGUUUGUGAACGGGAGCUCUGUGUAUUUGCUUUCCAAACAUUAGGAGUGAUGAACGAAGCUGCUGAUGAAAUCGCAACUGGGGCUCAGGUGGUUGAUCUGUUAGUAUCCAUGUGUCGGUCUGCAUUAGAGUCACCUAGGAAAGUUGUCAUUUUUGAGCCAUAUCCUUCUGUAGUUGAUCCUAAUGAUCCUCAGAUGCUGGCCUUUAACCCCAGGAAGAAGAAUUAUGACCGAGUCAUGAAAGCAUUGGACAGUAUCACUUCUAUUAGAGAGAUGACACAGGCACCUUACUUGGAAAUAAAGAAGCAGAUGGAUAAACAAGAUCCCCUUGCACAUCCUCUUCUACAAUGGGUUAUUUCUAGUAAUAGAUCACAUAUUGUGAAGCUACCAGUGAAUAGGCAACUAAAGUUUAUGCACACUCCCCACCAGUUUCUACUUCUCAGCAGUCCACCAGCCAAAGAAUCCAAUUUCCGAGCUGCUAAAAAUCUCUAUGGAAGUACCUUUGCAUUUCAUGGUUCACACAUUGAAAAUUGGCAUUCCAUCCUGAGGAACGGCUUAGUUGUUGCUUCCAAUACGAGGCUGCAGCUCCAUGGUGCAAUGUUUGGAAGUGGAAUCUACCUUAGUCCAUUGUCAAGCAUAUCAUUUGGAUACUCAGGGAUGAACAAGAAGCAGCAGAAAGUGUCAGCUAAAGAUGAACCAGCUUCAGGCAGUAAGGGCAGUAAUACAUCACAGUCACAGAAGAAAGGACAACAGUCACAAUUUCUGCAAAGCCGUAACUUAAAAUGCAUAGCCUUAUGUGAAGUGAUAACCUCAUCCGAUCUGCACAAACAUGGAGAGAUAUGGGUAGUUCCCAAUACGGAUCAUGUGUGUACAAGAUUUUUCUUUGUUUAUGAAGAUGGUCAAGUGGGUGAUACAAGUAUAAAUACACAGGAACCAAGCAUUCAUAAAGAGAUUCUUCGAGUCAUUGGCAAUCAAACUGCUACUGGUUAAAAGGACCACUCUUAUUUAAUUGAUGUGAUUUGGAAGCCUUCCUCAGUCUCAAAGCUGGAUUUUGAACUGAAGAAGAUGCAAAAAACCUAAUUUAUUAUUAUUAUUCUAAGCAAAUUAACCCUUUGAAUACUUACUGUUUUCUUACUUAGUAUUUCUUAUCUCAUCAAAAUACCUGACAUGGUAUGAAUUAGCAACUGUAGGGGUGCAAAGUCUAUUAAUAUACUACAAUUAAUAAUAAUUAAACAGGCAUUUGGGUUGCUCACAAUAAACAGACUUUAAAAAGGAGUUUUGUGCUGAUAUUUUUAUAUUAAACUUCAAUUGGAGGUUUUAGUACUGUAUCUGGUAUUUUAAAUUUAGAAUGAAUUAUAAGUGAGGGAGAAGAUUUUAUAGCGGAGCACCUGUAUUAUGCAGGAUACUUUGCAAUAAGUAAAAUAUUCUCAUAUUUAAACACAAUAAAAGGUUGUCUGGAACAUGUCAAAUUAAAAAGAUUGGUUACCUGCAGCUUCUUUGAUUCAUUUUAUUUUACACAAAUGCAGUUAGGGUUUAGAGUCAGAGGUUAAAACAACAAUACAUUUUUUAUUUAAUGAGUGAAACAAAGCAAAAAGUAAUGAAUGGGAUGGUGUUUAGUUUUCUUUAUCUUCUCUGGAAACACUCUUAUCCAUUAAGCAGCUCAAUUGCAUUUUUUAAUUAUACAAACCUCCUGAAAAUCCUGAAGCUGUUAACUUCAUUUUACAAAUUUGGCUUUUAUAUACUAGGUAAUGUGUUCAUCUUAGUGAAAUUGCUCUAAGGUUAAAUUUAGACACAUAUUUAAAAGUACAUGCUGAAUUGAGGCUUUUACAUGACUGAACUGAUUGUUGGUACAUCAGAACAAUCAAAUGCAUCAAAUGCAAAAAUUUACUAAUUUUGGUGAAAUAUUUUUAUUGAUUUAUUCAUAAGAAAAAACAAAACAGUUCAGAUCUCUCUGUGCUUUUUCUAAGUGAGCAUGGUGGCAACACAGGUAGGGAUGGGCCCAGUCUCCAAGGCAUAAAGCAUGUCCUGUGCCCUGAUGAGUGCCCUUGGCAGCCCUUAACAAUAGCUGUCCUGAAGCAUCAGUCACACCCUUGAAUAUGGAGAGCAGUUUAACUUACCUUCUGUAGAACUGUUACAAGCAAACUCAGAAAGCAAAAUUAGACUGAAUCCUCUAUCAUGUUAUUUUCAUAAUAAAGGUACUGAAGCGCCAAAUAACAGCAAAACAGAGCACAGGCGUGUUUGUUUCUUUUAAACAGAACUGCAUUAAAUAUGCAGUAAUGGAUGAUUCUUUCUUUCUAGUUCAAGCUACACUCCCUUCCUUAUUACUUGCUGCAAUCGAAGUUCCAUCCACGUAAAAUAGUGUUAUUUGGUCUAGGAGCACAUACUUUGAGAUGUAUUUUAGCACUCGAGAUUUAUUUGCUGGGGACUUCAGUUUUUCUGGGUUCACAUACAGACUUGUAAAGCCAAUUCUGUUUGAAAAUUGCAUUUUGGUAUUGAAUUUCUGUUGACUUUCACCCCCAUUGGUGGACCGCUAACUUGAGAGCUACUACUCUAAUUGUUAUCUUUUAUGUUGGGACACAGGUUAACUUCUUGAAACAAAGAGGAUUUCUGAAAUUUGUCUUAUCUACAUAAGGACUGCCUUGGGUUGUGUAAGUGUACAAAAUCAGCAUAAUUCAGAAGUGAAGCUGAAGCCCUGGAGUAACCAUCUCUCUAUAAUUUGUCCUGCCAUAUGUGUCUGAAUCACUAUGUUUUGAAUAACAAAAAGAAGCUAGGAAGAAGUCCACAAAGAUAUCCUACGUUGACUUGCUGGACUCAUAGUCUACUACUCUGGGAGGCCUCCUCGAAAAAAUAGGAGAAAAGAAAGAUGACCAUGUGUGAACUGGAGAAGCCAAGUAAGCAGUCAUCUUCCCUGUACCCUCAAGCUGCAGCGGAGUCACAGUGAAUCCCUUGAAGGAAGAAACUUGGAAUGUAGCUAUGGCAGCAAGUUAGCCUUGGUUUGCACGGUGGGGGUCAUGAUACUGGCCAUGCAUAGUGCCAUCAUAAGUACAACCCCUGGAAAGGGGAGGGAAGAUACAUCUCUGCCAAAUUUUAAGACUGCUCAGGGGUUUGUUUUAAAUGGACAAGCAGGAGGAAUGGACAGUGUGGAGGAAAGCAAGUCUCUGAGGUAUAUGUAGGCAUUGCUGUUGUUAAGGUGCCUACUUCAGGGAGUAUUGAAGCGACUGACUUAGGCAUGGGGGAGGAGGGGGAUGGACAAAACUAAAAGACAGAAUGUGAUGAGCUCGGGCAUUACAAAGCAGUGGGAGAGAGGGCAAAACUUUUCAGGGAGAAACGUAGUUCUGAAGAGACCAGCGGUUUGAUGGUAGGAAAGAAAUUUAAAAAAAAAGAGGAACUACCCAAUUAGCAUUAGCAGCUCAGUCCCACACAGUGCAUGGAAGGAAAAGGGAUUGGGAGAAUGAAGCUGCAGUGUGGAGAAACACAGCCCAUGGAGUUAUGAUUAUGCGGCAGCACCAUGCUCAGGGCAACUGGGCCACCUGGGAAGGUGUCAUGCUGUAGGGGACUGUGGAAGGACAAAAGCCCAGUGUGACACAAACAGCAAUUGAAUUAAACCAAAAGUCGCUUUCUACACAGUAACUCGGUCACUUUUUUCUUUAGCCAAUAUAUUAACAAGAAAAUUCUCAGGUGUUACAUUAUCUGCAGGUGAACAUGAGUCUUCAGAUCAUUUAACAAAGUAUUAGUUCUCAUCAUUAAAAGGUGAGGGAAAAGAGGGAGGUUCUUUGAGGGUCUGUUACUCAAAAAUAAAUAGCCCUCCUAUAUCAAACUUCAAAGCUGAAACAAAGCCUUUAUCACCAAGAACUGGAAUGAAAAAGACCAAGGAUGAGAUUUUCUUUGGAGAUUUUCUUUGAAGGAUUUUUCCCUCAUGGUUUUAUCCAAGGGUAGAAGUUGCAUGUUGCCAGAUUGUUCCAAAUACUUACAUUCACAUGGAUUCCAGGGGAUGAAAAAUAAAAAGUCAGAGUCAUCUCAGCAAGGACCUUGUGUUAUCCCCAAAGGCCUUGCAUUUCCCUUCCUCUAUUACCAUGCACACGUAUUGGUGAUAGAGCAUACCUUAUAACUGCUGCUAUAAAGAUGUAGGCUUUCACAGAUCACUUUUAAUCAAAGAAAAUAGAGCCCUAGGCUCUACUAUCUCUUUUGAUAGAAAACUCCAUGAAGCCAUAGCUAUCUAGCUGUGACAAUGUCCAGCACGGAGCAACCAAGGGAAUUCUUGGCAAAGAACUUUCUACCAUCUUCCUAUGUCCCACAGAACAGUACAAGCCCUCAAAGGGGGAAGGUUUGACAGAAAAUUUAUGUUAAUACCUUAAUGUCGCACCCUAAUUCUGAAUUGCCAGAUUUAUACUUCAGAAUAUUUUAAACAUUGACAAAGGAAUAAAAAAAGUUACUUUUAAACCUUUCUUGGUAUUCAGGCAGAUAUGUAGCAUUCAAGGGGUUAAGCAAUUUGAAUUAUCUUCUCUUAUGAUCAAUGAAUUGGCAUAGCUGUUUUCUUCAGCAGUGCUAUACUGUUUUGAUAACCCGAGUCUUUGGCUUCAUAUUACUUAUCAUUAAAUGGCCAGUUUGUGUAAUAUUCUGCUUAAUAUUUUACAGGAACUAGUCAAUGACACCAGAACUGUUUAUAUUUUUCCUCUAAAGCCCUUGAAAACCUGUUAUUGAUGCUAUAUUAUUUUAAUAUUAUAGCCAUUGGUACUAAAAAUGCGUCUGAUGAAUAAUGCUAAGAUUAUGCUUUUGUUAAUACGAAUUUAAGAUCAGUGCAAAUGAAGACUUUGUUCUUAGCAAAAUUACACUCUGUUUAUAUACCACUUACUACCAUGGAAGCAAUUAGCGUACUUCCAACAUGGAUGAGUAUAAAGUGCAAAAAACCCCCAAACCUAAAAGGGACAACUUAAUGAAGAAAUUAAUGAUUUUGAAAGAAUCACUAAAAGAAACCCUAAACAAAUAUAAAACCAGUAUCUAGUUACAUAAGCAUUUUAUUAAUUUAGAUGGAUUUCUUCUCGGCUCUAGAAAACCUAAGCCAGAUGCAAAGAGCAUGAGCCAUGACUGACGGGCAGGUAAUGCUACAGGAGCAAAAGCACUAUGUAAUCUUAGCAUUUUCACAACAGAUAGGUUUGGGGCCUGAUCCUGUGUUGUGCUGGGCACCCAUCAGAGGUGCUGAGGGUCAGGCCCUUGAAUAAACAUAAGUGGUUUUUGUACUAGUCAACCCUCGCUCUCACGUCUUUUAGAAGCUGCUGAGGCAAAGGCCUGUUGUGAUGGGGUCAGCAUGCAGACACCCAUGCGUUGCCUGGCCUGUAGGCCCAGGCAGGAGUUAUCAGGACUCAGCCUCUCCUUGGCUGCAUGAUGGCGGGAUGGCAGCCGUUGUGGUGAGGAGGAAGGGCAGAAGGAGGGGAAGCCCCCAGCAGACAGGACCCAACUGUGCCAUGCAUGGCCCCUCCACCGUCUGCUGGUGCUGUGGCCAUUGUGCUGGCAGCACCGCAACAGCCUGGCUGGUGCUGGCCACACAUCCACUUGGCUCUUAGGGCACAUAGUGUCCUGCAGUGCUUAUUUGCAAAACCGAGGCGUUAAACUGUUGACCUGCGCAAUUACUUCAUUACAAACACUACCUCAAGGUGAAAGACGAGCCUGUUGACUGAAGUGAGCAAGGUCUGUUGUUUGGAGAGUGGUUAAGAUUAUGUGUAGCACUGAAAGUUGCUCAGAAAGGAUCCUGAGUCUAGUCAGCCAGGUCUGUGAUAAUAGUCAAAUUUAAUCUCUGAAGUGCUCAGGAGUAGAGGAACAUCUGUGCUUCAGAAGGGGAUAAAUAAAAAUAGGAACAUUUACUCAAAGCAGAGCAUCAUUCUGUGUGCACGGUGUUGUAUAAAAUGCACAGGGAUGUCACCAGUAUUUUGAAUUUCUGGAUCUAGUUUUGGAAAUGUCAGGUCUGAAAGCACUGACCUCCUCUGUAUUUCCGGGAGUGGCAGUUUUGUGCCCCUGCUCACUAGCUGGAGUAACAGCCACUGAAAAGAGCGGGAGGAAUAAAACACCUUGAGCUGCUGUUUCGUAGUAUUUUGAUUGCGCGCUCCUGCUAAGUUUCAGUCCGCCACAGAAUGACUAUGAUGUAAAUUAGAACCCAUUACACUUUACAGUGGGAUUUUGUAUACAUACUAGGUAUAAGAUUUUUGUAAGAAAAAAGAAAAAAAAAAUAAUUCAAGUAGUUUGUAGAUUAGCAUAUCUAGCGUGUGAAAAACCUGUUGAAGAUUACAUUAAACAUUUACCAGCAAGUCAGUAAAAGUAGUCCUUAUACACAGACUUUCAACAUAAUUUAAUGUUAUAAAAAUAAUUUUUGAAUUUACCCAGUAUGUAUUGUAUCUUUGAAUUUUAAGAAGCAGCCACUCCUUUAUGUAAACAUAAAAUAUGCCUAUGUUUCUUUUAACUCUACAGCCUUUUUUUCUCUAAAUAAGUUUAUUAAAUUCUGUGCACAAACUAGUACUGCAGCCUGCUAUUUAGCCUAUGGUGCCUUAGAGUUACUACAAAUAUUUAACAAAAUGUACAUAAUGUAAAUACUGCCAGAAGAUCACUAAGGCCAAAUAUUUUCUCUAUUCACUUUUUACUGCACUUGCUUUCUAUUGCUAUUUAAGCCUCUUUUAUCCAGCUUUGUAACAGUUAUAACAUUGUAGCCAAUGUAAAUGUUUACUUUCAAUAAA